AUGUCAGAAUCUAUAUCGAUGAAGGACUCAGAUUCGUGCAAUCAAAUAGACGCAGAAAGUAAAAGUGCAUUGUCUGCCAAUGAGCAAACAGAGUUUGAAGUUAGUUUCAGUGAGGAUGGGGAUCCAGACCCUGAAAACAUUGCCAGACAUCUUCCUUUAGUAAGGAAGUACUACAUAUCUUCGCUAAUUACUCUGACAUCGACAGUGAUAACGAUUAUAUCCUCUUGUUGGUCAUUGGCGUCGCCAAAUAUCAUGAAACACUUCCACAUAUCUCAUGAAGUCAGUACAUUGGGUAUAACCCUGUAUAUCUUUGGUCUUGGGUUUGGACCACUAUUUUUAUCACCAAUUAGUGAACUAUACGGAAGACGUAUAACAUUCGUAUCAUCAUUAUUUUUAAGUAUAAUAUGGCAAUGCCUGACAACCUGGUCAAAAACCAUUGAAGGUGUCUUAUUCGGUAGAUUCCUUUCAGGGUUUUUUGGAUCUGUUUUUCUAAGUGUUGCAGGUGGUGCUAUAAGUGAUAUCUUCAGUAAGAAACAAAUCGGUAUUCCAAUGGCCAUCUACACCACUGCCGCCUUUUUGGGUCCAUCCCUGGGACCAAUUAUUAGCGGUGCUUUAUAUCAUGCCAACUAUAAAUGGACUUUUGUGACAUUGCUUAUUGCAUCAGGUGUAUGUUUGACUCUUAUUGUUAUAUCUGUACCGGAAACCUAUGCUCCAGUAUUAUUGAUUAAGAAGGCACAGCGGUUAAGAGAAGAGACUGGUGAUGAUAGAUACUACGCACCACUUGAAAUUACAAGAAAAGAAACUAGUAUUUUUAAAUCUGUCGUUUUAUCUGCCAAGAGACCAUUCGGUCUGCUGUUGAGAGAUCCAAUGAUGGGUGUACUAUGUUUUUAUACAGGAUUAGUCUUGGCUAUUGUUUACCUCUACUUUGUUGCUUUUCCAUAUGUCUUUGAGACACUCUAUCAUUUCACUGUCAUGGAAGUUGGAUGUUCAUACAUUGGUCUAAUGGUGGGUAUGCUUUUAGCUUCACCAACAAGUUAUAUCUUUCAGAAAAGAUAUGAUGCCAAGGUUGAAAGAAACGGUGGUGUGAGAACUCCAGAAAUGAGAUUCGAGCCUUUAUACUACGGUGCUUUUUGUACACCUAUAGGAUUAAUGAUAUUUGCUUGGACGUGUUACUCACAUGUUCACUGGAUUGGCCCCCAAAUCGGUAGUGCCAUCUUUGGUGUAGGUGUUUACUUUGUUUUCGUUGGUGUCUUCGGCUACACUGUUGAUGCCUAUCGUAAGUACGCUGCUUCCGGCAUGGCAUGCAACUCAUUUGUGAGAAGUGUCAUGAGUGGUGUGUUCCCACUUUUCGGACUUCAAAUGUAUAAAGGUAUGGGAGUCAACUGGGCCGGUUUCCUUAUUGCCAUGGUGACAGUUCUGAUGAUACCAGUGCCAUUUCUUUUUGACAGAUACGGACCAUACUUGAGAUCAAAAUCGCCAUAUGCAUGGGAUGAUUAA
Nakaseomyces glabratus is the source of this 1497-nucleotide messenger RNA. RefSeq names its product Yhk8p (gene YHK8). Gene Ontology annotation, molecular function: transmembrane transporter activity. Gene Ontology annotation, biological process: transmembrane transport. The record is from RefSeq and is a predicted model, not a curated record. NCBI's taxonomy places the organism in Eukaryota, Fungi, Ascomycota, Saccharomycetes, Saccharomycetales, Saccharomycetaceae. Gene Ontology annotation, cellular component: plasma membrane.